AUGGGUUUGUCGUUUUCAAAAUUAUUCGCCAAUCUUUUUGGCAACAAAGAGAUGAGAAUCUUGAUGGUUGGAUUGGACGCCGCCGGUAAGACCACCAUUUUAUAUAAAUUGAAGUUGGGUGAAAUUGUUACCACAAUUCCAACCAUUGGUUUCAACGUUGAAACCGUGGAAUACAAGAACAUUUCAUUUACAGUUUGGGAUGUCGGUGGACAAGACAAGAUUAGACCCUUGUGGCGUUAUUACUUCCAAAACACCCAAGGUAUCAUUUUUGUUGUUGACUCCAACGAUAGAGACCGUAUUGCUGAAGCUCGUGAGGAAUUGCAACAAAUGCUCAACGAGGACGAAUUGAGAGACGCAUUAUUGUUGGUCUUUGCCAACAAGCAAGAUUUGCCAAAUGCUAUGAAUGCUGCUGAAAUAACUGAGAAGUUGGGCUUACACUCGAUUAGACAAAGACCUUGGUAUAUCCAAGCUACUUGCGCUACAACUGGUGAUGGUUUGUAUGAAGGUUUAGAAUGGUUAUCAACCAACUUGAAGAAUUCAUCUUAA
This is a messenger RNA of Lodderomyces beijingensis, 546 nucleotides long. NCBI's taxonomy places the organism in Eukaryota, Fungi, Ascomycota, Pichiomycetes, Serinales, Debaryomycetaceae. The record is from the annotation of a GenBank genome assembly.